UGAUAAUGAAAAACAAAAGUACAAAACCUACGCUUCUGCGCAUGGCCAUGUCUAUACGGCCACUCUGCUGGGCAAGACUCCUCUUGUUGUUUUGGGGCCGGAGUUGAGAGGAAAUGACUGUAGAUGCGGAUGUGUCGUAGCUUUCCCGCGGUUUGAGAGGUCUCUGAUUCAGUUCAUGCUAAAGGAGCGCUGUGUACUUUACCUGGGGGAUUUAAAACAAGAAAUAAACAAACAGUUUGAUUGCAGCGAAACGUCAACCGGUGGACUCAUACUGCAGUGCUGCCCUUACAAGAAUCAUCAGAUCAUCAGCUCAUCAAGUGAUAAUAUGCCCCCCAAAAGCCAGAGAAGAACAGCGGCGGCUACUGUAAUACAGGAGAUGGAAGAUAAACAGAUGGACAACGGGGGUAGUCCAAACAAGAGCAACGAACUUACAGCCGAAAGGCAUAAAGACAAGGAAUCUGACUUUCUCACACUGUGUCAGAAGCUGAAGGUGACGGACGAGGUGUGUGAUCGAGCAUGGAGAAUAUGGGAGACAGUGCUGUCAUCGGGGGAUAUAGUGCCGGACACCAACGUAAAGCACUGGGGAGUCUGUUUGUUCAUAGCGGGAACAGACCUGAAUACAAUGACGUUUACAUUCUCAGAGCUGCAGAAGAAUAUAAAUGUGAAUGUUGCCUACUUCUUUAACCUGCUGAAGAAGACGGAUGUAAAUAUGGACAUUGUAAGCACUAAAGUGAACACAGCCGUAUCCAGGCUGGAAAACAAAUAUGAUGUACAUCUUGCACUGUACCAGAGGUUUGAGAGGACUUGUACAAAAAUCUACAUGGAGGCUCCAGAUGUACAAGAAAAUUUGAACACAGAUUCAAAAUCAAUCAUUAGAAGGUGCUGGAUCCUUUUUCUGCUGGCAAAAGGUUAGUGAGUG
Polyodon spathula (Mississippi paddlefish) is the source of this 919-nucleotide messenger RNA. Its product is annotated as retinoblastoma-associated protein-like. Gene Ontology annotation, cellular component: chromatin; Rb-E2F complex. Lineage: Eukaryota; Metazoa; Chordata; Actinopteri; Acipenseriformes; Polyodontidae. Gene Ontology annotation, molecular function: RNA polymerase II transcription regulatory region sequence-specific DNA binding. The transcript has 6 exons. The coding region runs from base 176 to 913 and encodes 245 amino acids. The record is from RefSeq and is a predicted model, not a curated record. Gene Ontology annotation, biological process: neuron projection development; negative regulation of G1/S transition of mitotic cell cycle; regulation of transcription by RNA polymerase II.